GCUCACGACCAGUCCGGAUCGAACGGUUUGCCGAAACGCACGUUCUCCUCGCGCAAUCGGUCCCCGUCUCGUGACGCUCACCCCCAUAAUCGUAAUACCGUUCCACAAUAAACUUAACGUUAUCGUCAUAUUUAUUUAUUUUUUUUUUUUGCCACCCCGUCCGUCGCGGCACGUUCUGACAUCGGUUUGCGCGGACUCUGUCCCUCCGAACCGCACGGCACCGUGCUCGACCGCAGAUACGAAUCGCCGGGAGCUUUGAACACAUCCGAAACAUAAUAUUGAUUCGUGAUUACGUGCUUCGACAAGAAGAUUCGUUGUUUUCGCACGUCCGUGGACGGCCAACGAAACGUACAGAACGCGCGUCCCUCCGCACGACGAACACAUCAUCGUUCGAAUAAUACAGCUCGGCCGCACCGAGACGAGCGGUUUUCGAUAUAGAUGCGCAUCGAUAGCUGCUCGAUUUGUUUCGAAUAAUUCCAGACAAGAUUUAAAUACCAAAAAAUGGAUAAUUUCGAUGACAUAGAAAGUGCCAAAUCCCAUCACCAUCUCAUGAAAAGACCACCAGUUGAUAUCGAAUUUUCAGAUUUAACUUACAGUGUACCACAUGGUCCAAAUGGAUCGAAAAUCAUACUACGGAGCGUAAGUGGCUUGUUCAGAUCCGGUGAGCUGACAGCGAUUCUCGGACCGUCUGGCGCUGGAAAGAGUACGCUGAUAAAUGUACUGGCUGGAUAUAGGUGCGGCGAUGCCAGAGGUUCUAUCAUGGUUAACAGCAAACCCAGAGACAUGAAAUCGUUUCGAAAAAUGUGCCGUUACAUAAUGCAAGAAGACCUUUUGCAACCAUCGCUCACGGUGAUGGAGUCCAUGAAAAUAUCCACUGAUCUGAAGCUCGGCCACACGAUUACAGAUGACAUCAAACUCGAAACGAUCGAAAGUAUUCUUGAGAUGCUUCGACUCACCAAAGCCAAGAACACCCUUAUGGAAAAUCUAUCCGGUGGUGAACGAAAAAGACUGUCAAUCGCUCUGGAACUCGUUAACAAUCCUCCAGUAAUAUUCUUGGACGAACCAACGACUGGUCUCGACGACUUGUCCAGCACACAAUGCGUGUCGUUACUCAAAGAACUCGCCCACGGCGGUCGAACGAUCAUUUGUUCUAUACAUACGCCCAGUGCCAGAAUAUUUGCAAUGUUCAGUCACAUUUACAUAGUGGCCGAGGGACAGUGCAUGUUUUCCGGAGUCGGUCAGGACAUGGUCCCUUACCUUUCCAGUAUUGGACUUAACUGCCCCAAACACUUUAACCCGGCCGAUUUCAUGAUCGAGGUCUGUAGCAGAGAGUACGGGGAUUUUUCGGAAAAAAUGUCUUCGUCCGUCGACAACGGUAAAUGUCUGAGGUGGCACAAAGACAAUUCGGAGACGAGGAAGCCAAUUGUGCGCCGAGCUUCGCAGUACGACACGGUCUCCAAACAUCAUUACGAUUUUUCCAGUUCGGGAUGGUCUCAGUUUAAAGUACUCCUCAGGCGGAUGGCGAUACAACACAAAAGGAAUAUUGCUUACUUGCUGUUCAAAUUCUUCAUGUACACGUUCAUCGGCUUCGUGGUCGGCGGUAUGUUUUUCCAAUUCGGCAACGACGGCUCUCGGACCCUUUACAAUUACGGUUUCAUGUUCAUCACCAUCAUCGUGUUCAUGUACACGCCACUCAUGCCGGUGCUGUUGAAAUUUCCCCACGAAGUCCAGCUGUUGAAACGAGAGUACUUCAACCGUUGGUACGGGCUGAACGCUUACUUUUGCGCGCUCACUUGUUCGCAACUCCCGGCGCAGCUCAUUCUGUCGUCGGUCUACAUAGUGAUAACUUAUUUCUUGACCAAUCAGCCAUUGGAAUGGGAUCGGAUGCUCAAGUUCUACGUCAUUUGCGUGAUGGUGUCCUUGUCGUCCGAAAGUCUCGCGUACGCCCUUUCUUCUCAACUCAACGUUACGAACAGCGUGUUCCUGGGACCGUGCUUGGCGUGCCCGAUGAUGCUGCUGUCAUCGUUCGGGCUGGGCUACAAGGAGGAAGAGAUCCCGGCGCUCAUCCGGCUGGGCAUGAGCCUCAGCUACCUGCGGUACGGGGUCGAGGGACUGGUGAUGUCCGUGUACGGCAACGGCCGAGCUCGACUCGACUGCCCCAAGUCGGAGGAUUACUGCGAUCUGCGGGACCCGUCGGCCCUGUUUGACACGGUUGGCAUGUCCGAGGUGUCGUACGGUAAGUCGCUGACCCUUCUGUGCCUGAUGUUCAUCGCGUUCAAGGUUACGUCGUACGCGAUGCUCAGAUGGCGGCUGAGCACCAACCCUUCACUGCUGCUCAAGCUCGGCUUCGUCGGACGGUUCAUCAAAGCUCACUUCAACAUCCCUCGUUAACCUGCCCGGCAACGGCAGUGCGUCGUCCUCAGCGCGGCGCGCCCGUGCGCAGACAAUCCCGCCGAGGAUCAAGGAUUCCUGGUUCUCCGCGCAGCAAUACGAGGGUCCGACAAGUCCUCGCGGCCACACGUUGCCGUGCAGUCGGUUUCGGCGACGGAUCUCUUAUGCUCUCGUAUCAUUACAACAAUUCUCUCGUCGUCGUCGUCGUCCUGCUAACGCGCGGUGAACACGCAAACGAUACGUACACGAUUGUACAUUAUUAUUUUUUUAUUAUCACUACUAUUAUUGUAUUUUACUAUUAUUAUUAUUAUUAUUAUUAUUAUUAUGUUAGAUACAAGUGUUUGAACGUACGCGCUAUACACUCGGUGGCGGCUAGGAGCGUAUCGCGUAUAAGCCUGAUGAAAAAAUGUCGUGCUCGCGAAACACUCCGUACGCGCAUCGAUAGUUAUCGAUUCUACCGCGUUCGAUUACGUACGAUUUUAUUUCAGUGCGUUUCAAUAACAUCGUGUAAAUUGUGCCAUUGGUCCAACGUAACAAUCGUGUGUACAUAACGUCCGGACGAUGCAGGGUCUACGGUUUCGCGUACACGUCGUGCACGGCCGAGCGCGCGCAAAAUAACGAUAUUAUUGCUCGAGUGCGCAAGACCGCUACGCUGUACUACAUUUAUAUCCCACGUCGUUGUUCCGGUGUGAUUUGUUAUGUUACGUUACAAGGGUAGUAUUUAAAAACACGUGUAUAUUAGCAGACGCUCGUACUACAAACAAAAUGUUAUUAGCCUAAAUCUGUGUUUUAUUUUGUCGUUUUGUGUAUAAUAAAUUUAUUAGGUGAUUGUAUUGUAUAUUGUAAGGACGACAAUAUUAUG
This is a messenger RNA of Sipha flava (yellow sugarcane aphid), 3253 nucleotides long. Its product is annotated as ATP-binding cassette sub-family G member 4-like. The record is from RefSeq and is a predicted model, not a curated record. NCBI's taxonomy places the organism in Eukaryota, Metazoa, Arthropoda, Insecta, Hemiptera, Aphididae. Gene Ontology annotation, molecular function: ATP hydrolysis activity; ABC-type transporter activity; ATP binding. The coding region runs from base 502 to 2391 and encodes 629 amino acids. Gene Ontology annotation, cellular component: plasma membrane. The transcript has 11 exons.